AUGAUAAAUAAUCCUUCAUCUUCUUCUGGUGACGAUGAUAUAUAUUUUCAAUCGUUGAUGGAAGCGGUUGUUGCGUUGAUGAGUCAAGAAUGUGAAAGUUUAAACAUCAUCAAGAGGACUAGAAAUUCAAUCAACAUGAAUAGUGAGGCUGCACACACACUUCUGGUACGUGAUUACGUUGAUGAUGAUUGUGUAUAUAACAAUGCUCAAUUCAAACGUCGUUUCCGUAUCAAUAAACGUCUAUUCAUGCGUAUAAUGAAUGAUUUAGAAGCUAAUUACGAAUACUUUCAAUGGAGAUAUGAUGCUAGAGGUAGACUAGGUUUUAGUCAUUUACAAAAGUGUACUAUAGCAGUUAGAAUUUUGGCAUACGACAACGCCGCUGAUGCACAAUAUGAUUAUUUGAAGAUGUAUGAAAAAACGGUCCAAGAAUGUGUAUACACCUUUUGCGAGUGUGUUAGAGAACUAUACAGUGAAAUAUAUUUGCGGAAACCUACGAGAAGUGAUGUUGAACAGUUGUAA
This is a messenger RNA of Lactuca sativa (garden lettuce), 519 nucleotides long. RefSeq lists its product as uncharacterized. The record is from RefSeq and is a predicted model, not a curated record. Lineage: Eukaryota; Viridiplantae; Streptophyta; Magnoliopsida; Asterales; Asteraceae.